AUGGUUAGAGGCAAUUCAUAUUUUCGCUGCGAUUCCGUCGACAGCGACAAUGAUUCUGAGCUCAAUAUGGUUAUGUACACCGGUCCACGUUCGACGAAAACCAAAAAGUUGCACCACUCUCAUAUUCAAGCGCAGCGGGAAGUCCCGAAGCAGAUGCUCCCAUUGCGUUCACAGAUACCAUCGUUGUUUUCUGUGCCGAUCACCAACUGUCCGACUUCACCGAAACCCACCAAGGACUUUGCCAAACACAAUCUUGCCUUCAUUGAGAAGGAAAAUCGUCAAUUGUCAGUGCGAGUUCCGCGAUCACGAGAAAUGAAGCCGGCGCAGCAAUACCAUUCAACUCAGGAAUCGAAUGCGUUCCGAAUGUCGGGCUACAGCGGACUCUACACGCCGAAAGCGACGCCAACGUCGAAUCGCGCCUCGUCGGGAGUGUCAAGCUCCUCAUCGGAGACGCUCAUGUCGGGAAUCUCCAUGGGAUCGUUAGACAAGAAGCGCUUCGAGGAUCUCGAGGAUCCAGCCGUCGAAGUUGACCUCGACAUUUUCUUGAGAAACGACGCCAAGAGUUCCUACUACAUGGCCCAACAGCAGCAGCAUCUUCAACAACAACAAUAUCAGCAACAACAACAGCAAAUUAGGCUGAAACCACAACAACUGCUUCAACAGCAGAAUACCAUUCAGAUUCAAGGGAAAACACUUUACGGAUCGAUGUAUCCGAAAGCUCCAUUCGGAGAUGUAUCUAUGGUGUUCGAUUCAAGAGAGGUGCCUUCUACGAGUCGUCUGAACCAUGUAGCUGCUUACGCGAACCAGGCUCGUGCCCAACAGCAACAGCAGCAACAGAACCAGCAACCGAGACAGGCGCCGAAAAAAAGUUGCGACUAUUGCUGGGGAUCUUACGUAGAAAUGUGCCAGCGUGUGUCAGUCGCUGAGCCCAUGUACCCAGUUGAUGGUCCGUGGAAUUGGCAUUGCUUGUUCGAUUCCGAUGGCCGUGUAGUUUGUCCGCGUCUCUGGUUCGUUCAGGUCGAGCGAGCCGGCGAUGCGAUGCUCUCGCAAAUGGCUCGUCCACAACAACCGCAGUUUUAA
This is a messenger RNA of Caenorhabditis bovis, 1080 nucleotides long. NCBI's taxonomy places the organism in Eukaryota, Metazoa, Nematoda, Chromadorea, Rhabditida, Rhabditidae. The record is from the annotation of a GenBank genome assembly.